Messenger RNA from Leishmania mexicana MHOM/GT/2001/U1103, 5766 nucleotides. RefSeq lists its product as hypothetical. The transcript has a single exon. The record is from RefSeq and is a predicted model, not a curated record. Bases 1 to 5766 code for a protein of 1921 amino acids. Lineage: Eukaryota; Euglenozoa; Kinetoplastea; Trypanosomatida; Trypanosomatidae.
AUGUGUGUGUGGUGUGAGAAAGAGGAGGAAGCGGUCGUGAGAGCGCCGAGUUUGACGAGGGGGAGGGUCCUCUGCACGCUCACGUGGUUCGUGUUGCGCGCACAGACACACAGACAGCCUCCCCCCCCCCUCCCUCCCAUACAUACAUACAUACAUACACACACUCUGCCCUACACACGUCUCGCCAUCGCUUCGCAUGUCUUUGGGGCGGUCUCUCUCCCUCUGCUUAUCGCUUUUCCGUACCUCUCUCUCUAUUCAAUGUCGCUGUCCACGUUCUCCGUCCGCGAUAUCGUGGCCACUCCCGAUGACGCCGAUGCGCUGCAGACCACCCUGGAAGAGCUGUACCGACGCCGCCGCGCGAAGCGGCAGGAGGAGCGAGGGUGGAAGCGGUGGGAGCAGAGCCAGCUCUUAGACGAAGACGCGGACAGGUGGGGCACCGCGCAGGAGCUCGCCUAUCGCCGUGCGGUGCUCAACACGUGGACGCAGAAGUACCCAAAGUUGCAAGAGGCCAUGAUAUCUUUGGCGACCGCGUCGUCAUCGAACACCGCAGCCACCGCCCCAGCAGUAGCCACUGCGGCGGCGUUCUCCGUCGCUGAAGCAGUUCGUCCAUCGUACCCGACGCUGUGGCGGAUACCGGCGGGCACCAUUCCGGCAGACUUUUACAUGCACAACGCGGCCAUGGAAGUGUCGCAGCUGCUGUCGACGCCGCAGCGUCAGCACGCGACCACCGAGGCAGUGAAAGACUACAGCGCUCACUCGUGUCUGGUACGCGUCCGGUGGGAGCCGGUGCGGGUGGCAGACCUGUUGACUGAGCCGCCGCCGUCGGCAGCCGCGUCGUUGUCGCCGCUCUCGCAGCAUCCGUGUGGCGCCAUCAGCCACGCACAGCUUCAGCCGCAGCGCGUGUUGGCGCGGUGGCCCCAAGGCAAGACGGCAUCCGCCAAGAUGGCUGCGGUUCUGCGCUCCAUCGGUAUCGAGGAGCGCAAGCGUGAGCAGUGGAACGAGCACUUGCGCCGGCAGCAGGAUGAGAGGGAAGCGCCCCCGCACCGGCUGCGCGAUCGAGUGUGGGACCGUCAUUCCGCAGCAUCAGUGAAGCUUUGCGGCAACCUGGCGAGUAGCGCAGACGGCGCCGAACCUGCCACCGAGGCGGCCGCGGUGGACGAGUCCUACUCUGCAGUUACGGAGGUGAGUGCUGGUGGAGUCGUAGAAGACGGCGGCAGUGGCGGCGGCAGCGCUGCCGAUGCUUCUGAGAGCGCCUUGGGCCACGAGCUGUACUGGCCGGCACACAUCACCCGCACACGAGCGCUCUUCACCGGUGCGGCAUGUCUGCAGGACACCUUCCACGGCCUCGGUCAGCUGCAGCGGUAUGAGCGGUUUGAGCCGGUCCUCGCCUUGGCGCUGGCAAGUCCACUGCGCAUCGUUGUCGAUGUGGUCUACACCGUUGAUGAAACCAGUGAGGCCUUUGGUCUGUCCAUCGACCCCGUCGUUCAUGUCGACGCGAUGACGUCUUCGGACGCGCGCAAGAGGGUGGCAACGAUGCGAGACAGCGAUGCAGUGCGGAGCAUCAGCGUGGGUAGUGGAUCCGGCAGCAGCGCAAGCGGGCAUGGGAUCGUGGCUAAUCGCCGCGGCACCCUCUCGCCAUCUGAGAUAUCCUCCUCCAUGGCGGAGGACCAGUACCCUCUGCUUCUGCCCUCGUCACUGCCGCCGGUGCUGUCCGACCUCAACUACGCCUUCACGGCAGCACCGACGGCUGCUGGUGGUGCUGGCGGCGCCAGUGCAGACAGUCGUCGCGCCGCCUCCCAGAUGACGUCCUUCACAGACGCCCCCACCGCCACCAGCACGGCAGUGCUGCGCCGCAGCACCCUGUCCACCAGCCCGCUGUCCCUCUACACCAUUCUGGCGGGCCCUGCGAGCCAAACACACUCGAUCGUGCUGCUACGCCCCACCCCGGAAGUCGUGUGCGCCGCCCGCGCACGCGCCUUACAGGAGCUGGAGCAGCGGUGGUUGCGGCUUCGUCAGGCCCUCGUUGACCGACUCACCACACGCGAAGAGCAAGCGCCGACUGCGGUUUUAGCGCGGCCCCCAACGCCGUCGCCUGCAGAUCUGCUUGCCGUGGAGCUGCCGGACCCCGACACGUAUGCCAGCCCGUUUAUCGACCGCAGUGCGCGGCAUGGCGAGGGGCUUCCUGCGGUGCCGGCCGGUGCCGAGUCGCUGACGGAAGAGGAGAUGCAGCGCCAGACGCGGCUGCCGCAGCUGCAGGGUGGACAUCUGCCACGGCGACCGAUCACGUAUCCGGUUGGUGGCCCCCACGGCGUGAACCGAAGGCUGCUGCAGCUGUCCGCUUCGUCGCUGCAGACGACGCUGGCGGACCCCGGCCUGCGCACGCGCCCACUGCCGAGCAGCGUGAGGCGACCUUCGCAUGGUAGCGGUGCACAAGACGGCGGGGCGUCGGCGAAAGCAGCGGCACCGUGGUCCGUAUCCACACCGCCGACGUCGCCACACCCUCCACAGCAGUCUCCGUGCACGCCUCCGCAGUCACACAUCCGGCGCACGGAUCGGGGCGCCUCGAGCACAGAUAAUGUCACAAGCUCCUCCACUGACGAUGAUGACAGGUCCGCCGGUCUCAUCCGUGGCUCAGAGCGGGCCUCUACCGCUACCACGCCACGCGGCGAUGCCGGGAUUCCGCGGACACCGCAGUUGGUACGCUCCCCAGUAGACCCAAUCUCCCUCUGCUCGCCGGCUUCGUGUGAGGGGCUCGAGGUGCCAUGCACCGAUGGGUCAUCCUCCGGCCUGGACGGGUUGCACAGCGCACUCCUCUCGGAGGGUCGGCGAGCGGCGACAGAGAAGAGUCCCACUACCUUGGCCGCUGUGCGCGCCAGCAAGGAGUGGCUGCGGGUCGGCGAGUCCACGGCCCGGGCGCCGCAACAACCAGUCACCAUGCCACGAGCGCAUCUAUCUGCCCUCACCCUUGAAGCAUCCUCGCAUGUGUCAGCGGACGCAUGGCGGCUGGCGAACGACACCGACCGCGUUGGCAGUGUCUCAGCCCCUGGUUCUCCAAGGAAGGCGUCGCCAUCGUCAACAUCCCUGCCGUCCCGGCGCCACCGCCACAACGGCGGCUCUCCGAUGGACGCUGACACGGCCACGCAGUUGACCCACGACGACGGCGAUAGUCCGCGGCAUCGCACAUGCAGCGGGAUGGAGCGGUACUCGGCCAUCUUGUCUGUCUCUGCACAAUCCGUGCCGGACUCCCAGCCGAUGUCGGCGCUGCGGGAAGUGAGCGUGACGUCGUACCUCUCGUGGGAUGUGCGCGACACGACGAACGACACCGCGAGCCGACAUAGCAACACCGGCGACGGUGAUGGACGAGUAGCGCCGUUCUCUGGUGGGAGUGGGGCAGCGCCGCCGACCUACUUGCCACUCCCUUCGCAGCCCAACAAGAAUGAAGCACUUAACAUGCCCAAUCUAAGCACCCCUGACAUCGCCGCCACGCUGGCCACGCCCUACUCCACGGUGUCGAGUCCCUCCUCCCCGCCACCACACGCGGCAUCGCCCAUUCUUCGAACGAAAUUUGUCACUCUUGCCGCAGCACAGCCGCACGCCGGCGAUCACAGCCAGUCGCCAUCGAGCGUACGUUACCCCAUUCUCCAGAAACCCCCAGCACCCCUGUGUCACGCAGAUGCGGCCUGCCCUGUUCUCACCCACACAUCGCGGCCAGGGAAAAAGGUUUUAGGAGGCUGCACGAAAAACGAAACGACACUCAGCGCAGUGCCUGCGCGUAGCGAUCCCCGCACGGAGGCCCGUACGUCACCACAAGUGACGCGUUCAACUGCCUUGGAGUCCUCCAGCUCGGGCGACGAUGCCCCUGCUCUCAGGGGAACAGCGACGUACUCGUCCUAUAUCCAGGCAGGCCCUUCCCUAUCUAUCGCUGGCGCCCACGGAACGUCCGCAGCUGGGCGAGCUGGCGCCGCUGCCUUGUCGUCGCCUCAGGCGCCACACGCGGCAGCACGCGAGUUGCGUCGCGCCUCCGCCUCGACGUCCGGCACCCGCCCCGUCUCCUCGUCUACGUUUCUCAGCGAUACGCGUCGCCUGCAGCUGCGCAACUUGGAGCAGCCGCAGCGGGAGCCGAGGCGUCAUGUGUCACCGCCGCCGCCGUGCUCCUUGUCCGCGUCGGCAGAGGCACGGGCACGUGUGCACCCGGGAUCGUCGUCACCGAGGCAGAAUGAUGACGUCGCUGCCUCGGGCACGGAUCUCCACCACACUCGCGGUGCUGCUCCUGGGACAUCGCCACGUAAGAUAGCGGUGGUUGUGGAGGUGGGCCCCCAGCAGCGUCCUCGCCUCAGUGAACGCGGUUCAGCAGGCGCCACUUGUCACGACACCGCCCGGCAUCACGAACACGCCUCUCCUCUCCAGACCGGCACCGAUGCGGUGGAAGCAACGACAGCUUCAGCGAGCCAUCGAGUGGGCCAUGGCGGCAGCGGCGACACUAGUGGCGCCGUGGAAAGUGAAGGCAGUCCUCUGCCGCGCCGUCCGCCGUCGCUCGCAACAGGGGCGAACAACGACGCACAUGAACCGGCGUCACGCCCAAUGUCAGAGAAGUCAGCGGCGUCGAAAUCUAUUGCUUCAUGUGGGGUGACGUCACAGCCGCCAUCGCGGCACACGGACGGCGCUGGCGCCACGGGUCUCGCCAGCGGUGAGCCAAGACCGUCGCAUUGGCCCCAAGCGAGUGCCAGCAGUCGCAUGCUUCACAGACGCCCGUCUCCUAGAGCACCCAAGAUGGCAGCCGCCCCUCCGAUCGAUGCCAACGCAGAGGACUCACCGCAGCGACAUGUGAAAUGGCAGCGGCGCCAUCAGCGCGCCGACUCUGUGUCUGUAGCGGUGUUGUGCAGCGAGCACUCCGUAUCCGUCGACCGCGAAGUGGAGCUGCCGGAACAGCCGAUGCGCCUGCCGGAGGUGCCAACUCCACGCUCACCUCAGUGGUCUCAGCAGCAGCAGCCAUACCUUGUCACUGUCAACGCGUCCGCCGCAAAGUCUGUUCGCUCCGGCGAGCCGGCCACGGGUCUUCACAGCCUCGACGAGCUCAUGCACUCGGGGAGGGAGGGCUUGCUCGAGGCACAUCAAAGGGCCACGCACGCGAUACGAAGCUGCAAAGCCAGCGCGGACGUUCGUUCAUCGUACCAGCAGGCCCACCCGCAUCACCGCUCGCCUGCUGAGGCGGCGCGAAAGGGUUCAGCAUCCUCCCCCUCCUCCGUGGCAUCCGCGUCGUCGUCGUCUUUGCCACUGCCGAAAAGCCGGGGUCCGGCGCAGCGCCCAUCGCAGCGUGUGGGAAGCGCGGGCAGCGAACAAUCGGAUGCGGUGGCGCCGAGGGCGCUAUCGACCGCAUACAUGCGCCACGCCACCCCUCCGGCGGCCGCUACGUCACCGAACUCUUCCCCCUCCUCUGUAAACUUUAGCUCGCGCAUGCCCUCCGCGGCGCAGGAGCCGCGUGGCACAUCGCCUACUCCCCAUCCGAGCGGUCGCUCCUCGCGAAGCGGCCGCGGCCGCGCCGGAGAGCUGCUGGCUCCUCGCCCCCACCGCAGCAGAUCCUCCUCACAGCACGACCGUCAAUCUUACAAUCGCGCCGUCAGGGCCUCACCGUCGCCGUCAUCCACUACGCACAGGCACAGGGUCCUCGUGCGCCGCGUGGUGCGUCGGCGCCGCAGCGAGGUUUUCGUGGAAGAGGGCGGCACGUUGGUGUACCGUUCCCCAGUGGCGACGCCACACACCUCCUAA